This is a messenger RNA of Pelobates fuscus (common spadefoot toad), 2118 nucleotides long. RefSeq names its product RASD family member 2 (gene RASD2). The record is from RefSeq and is a predicted model, not a curated record. The transcript is spliced from 3 exons. Gene Ontology annotation, molecular function: GTPase activity; GTP binding; G-protein beta-subunit binding. The coding region runs from base 437 to 1237 and encodes 266 amino acids. Lineage: Eukaryota; Metazoa; Chordata; Amphibia; Anura; Pelobatidae. Gene Ontology annotation, biological process: signal transduction.
CUUUAACAAGAAGUAUAUGCCAAGUGAUGAUUAAAGGGGCAUUUUAUGGAACAGGUUGUGAAGAUUCGAUUUGAACAGAUAUUAAGUUAUUGCCAGUAAGGAAGAAAGCCUUCUGGAAGAAUGGGCUCAUGGAGAAUCUCUGAUCACAAACUAGUUUAAAUCCUCACUGAUGCUAAGGACAUAGAGACAUCCUCAAUAGGGAAAAAAUAUAGCGUUCGUCUCAAGUCUGUGAGAAUUGAGUGAGUUUAAUUGGGUUUCAACUGAUAUUGUUUGCUCUAAGUCGUUGUAUAUGUUUUUCUCCCAUGGGGACAAUUUUAAAGGCAAAGGGGAUAUCAGUCGUUAUUAUCCGGAUGAAAAGAAUGGCUAUCAAGAGACAAGGAUAAACUAACGUCGAUGUAAUUUUUCCUCAGAAUCUCAUCAGAUCAAGGUAGAAGUCAUGAUGAAGACUAUUUCUAGCGGGAGCUGUACACUCAGUGUCCCGUCCAAAAACUCCUAUCGCAUGGUUGUGCUUGGAGCCUCCAAAGUGGGUAAAAGUUCAAUUGUGUCACGUUUCUUGAAUGGGCGAUUUGAAGAUCAGUACACACCAACCAUCGAGGAUUUCCACAGAAAGCUCUAUAAUAUAAAAGGAGAAAUGUACCAGCUGGACAUCCUAGAUACUUCAGGGAAUCAUCCCUUCCCAGCUACAAGAAGGUUGUCAAUAUUGACGGGUGAUGUUUUCAUACUUGUGUUCAGCCUAGACAGCAGAGAUUCAUUUGAAGAAGUGAAGAGGCUGAGGAAGCAAAUUCUGGAAGUCAAGUCUUGUGUGAAAAACAAGACAAAAGAGACAGGAGACUUUCCAAUGAUGAUCUGUGGUAACAAGAGUGAUUGUGGUGAGCAUCAUCGCAAGGUGCAUACAGAAGAGGCGGAACGUCUGGUCUCUGGAGAUGAAAACUGUGCCUACUUUGAAAUAUCAGCAAAGAAAAACUCAAAUGUGGACAAGAUGUUUCAAGUCCUAUUCAGCAUGGCUAAACUUCCCAAUGAGAUGAGCCCAGCUCUUCAUCGUAAGAUAUCCAUGCAAUAUGGAGAUCCAUUCCAACAGAAGUCAUUUCGAUUAAGAAGGCUGAGAGAGAUGGGUGCUUAUGGCAUGGUGUCUCCUUCUGCUAGACGUCCCAGUGUCAACAGCGACCUCAAGUACAUCAAAGCUAAAGUGCUGGGAGAGGGACAGGGACGAGAAAGAGAAAAAUGUACCAUCCAAUAAGAGUCCUCUAUACCAUUGGCUUAUAAGCCAGUCCUCAAGGCACACUAACAGUAUAGGUUUUGCCAAUGUCUCCAUUGCAGCAGAAUUGGGAAUUGUGGAAAUUCUGGACUGUUGGUGUGCCUUUAGACUGACUUGGGAGUCACUGUUCUAGAGCAAAGAGAUGUGCCUUUAGGGUCCUUGGAGGUGGAGCACCCACACAGGAUUUGAAAACAUUCUAUAUUUUUAUGGAAGUUAUUGUGAAAGGAAAGCCUCUAGAUUUGUACAUCUGCUUUAUGUAAUGAACUGAAGUUAGUGAGAUUUAAAAGCUUUAUGCGUAUUUAAUUUACAUUUGCUCAGUUUUUGCGGACAGAACCUGUCACUGUUAAAGGAUUUUCAAACAAAUGUAAAGUAACUGUCUGACAAUACAUUGGCAUGUACAAUUAUCUGAAUACCAAGAUUCCAAGAAAAAUGUCUGAAAAGGUUUCCUAUACCUACCUUCACUUAUUGUUUUGAAUAUGACAAUGACCUUUCUACAGUACGUGGAUACUUGAAUGAGGAAUAUACAAAACAUCUAUUAAAUGAAAGCGACAUUACUUUAUUACAUUUAUGUGGACAAAACUAUCCUAGUGAGAACCCACACUUACUAUUUGAAAUAACAUUAUAGCCUCACACAAAGGAGUCAUAACAACAGCAAAAUGACAAGAAAUAAGUUUCGCUACAAACCUUGUAAAAUAUAUAAUGUUGUUCUCAUUGGUUUAACUGCUUGGUUAAAAAUGGCUAGUGUGGUGUUUUAAUAAUUCUUUAGCACUUUGAUGUCAGCUUUUACUUUUCAUGUUUGAUUCCUUUUUGUCAGUUUAGUUCUGGUUGAAUAUAAUGACUACACAAUUAAAUAUUUAAAUUAG